Molecule: messenger RNA, 390 nt
Organism: Prunus armeniaca (apricot)
Lineage: Eukaryota; Viridiplantae; Streptophyta; Magnoliopsida; Rosales; Rosaceae
Source: the annotation of a GenBank genome assembly
AUGCCAGACGAGUCUCUACGAGACUCCUUGAGACGGUUUAAGGCUGAGAAGGCUAACAUCAUAGGAUGCAACGACCAAGUUGCAUCCUCAGCUUUCAAGAAGGGCUUGCCAACCGAGCACGAGCUAUAUCAGGAGCUGGCCAUAACUCCAAGUCAAACCUUUGCAGAAGUGUUCGCGACGGCAGAGCGCUACGCACUUUGGGACGAUGAUCGUAUCGCUGCAAAGAAAGCUAGCAAGCAAGUUGACCACCCGAUGAAGCAGGCAAGCCAAAAGAGCAAUAAGUUCGAGCAAAAAGCCCGAGAUAAGCGCAGAUCGCGGCCCCAAGAGGAAAGCUCUGAAACAGGGACCUUCACUGAGUUCGCUAUCCCAAUCCACCAGAUCCUAGCUUAG